UCGGCGCAGCUGUGCGGAGGGCGGACGUUGAAGAAGAGAAAGAGUCCGUUGAGCCCCGAGUCUUGCGGGACAGAAUCACUCAGUCUCUUUCGUUGCUUCUUUUUUUGUUUUUGUUUCUCCCCCCGUCUACUUUAAGAUGCCUCUUUGUUUUCGCGCUAAGAAACUAUCGGUAGGAUGUUUAAAUGGUUCAACCGUCCCACUUCGCGGAUGAAUAGGAGCGCGCUGUGUGUUAAAUGUGCUACUUUGUCUCUUUUUCACGCGGGGAGGUUUCCGUGCCCUGGAGGAGCUCUGGCCAACGCCAGGAUAGCCAUGAAGAGCCCAGAACUUGCAGGUUGUCGGCUUGCGGGAAUGCUGGCGAACGCACUGGCUCGGGAGAAGCGUCUGUGGAAGGUUCCAGUCUUCGCAGACGGGCGCAUUCAGGGCACGGACAUAUCUUCGUUUCAGCACCAGGAUGCAGUUCUGUGGUUGGGUGACCUGAGCAAACUGUUUAAGUUCCUUCCAGAAACGUUUGCUCUCGGAGUUUGCAUCCUCAACAGACUUUUAGCGUCAGUCAAGGCACAGCCGAAGUACCUGAAGUGCAUUGCCAUUACUUCCCUGAUUCUAGCCGGAAAAAUCAACGAGGAGGAUGAAGUGAUCGCGUCAGUAAAGGACCUUGUGGUUCAGAGUGGAUGCAACUUCUCGACCGCAGAGAUCAUUCGCAUGGAGAGAAUCAUACUGAACAAGCUGCACUGGGACCUUUACACUGCGACACCAGUCGACUUCGUCCAUAUCGUAAGCGGUCGUCUUUUCACAAUAGACAGAACAGAGGUACACAAACGUACUUUUUUAAGAUGUACUCAUGCAAACACUUCUGCAGGCACAGUGUUGGCUCUAGGUCUUGUGCUCCUGCAGCAUUUGGCACCUUGUAUUGACCUUGUAUUAAAUUAUUGUACAAGUUACUAUUAAGUUAUUUCUGUACACACUGAAUUGCAGACAUUUGCACUGGCCAAGGCACCUUACUGUUACACCAUAAACUGGAAUGUAUAAACCUACAAUAACUGGGAAGUCAUAUUUAGAAAGAAAAAUAAUUUCUCUAUGCACUGCCUGUACCAUCUAAAUACGAAAAUAAAGCUUUAGGAAUCAAAAAUUACUCACUUUUUUUGAUAAAUACGAAGUAAAAAGUACUUCAUUUACUGUUCCAGGUGCAGAAGUGAAUUUGCCUUUGACUAGUUCUUUCCUUUUACCUGUUAACUUCAGAUCCCUGUUUUUUUU
Molecule: messenger RNA, 1251 nt
Organism: Scleropages formosus (Asian bonytongue)
Lineage: Eukaryota; Metazoa; Chordata; Actinopteri; Osteoglossiformes; Osteoglossidae
Gene: ccni2
Product: cyclin I family, member 2
Exons: 5
Coding region: 175-945 (256 amino acids)
Source: RefSeq, a predicted model, not a curated record